AUGUCCGAGUCGACUUUCGACCCUCAGCGAUCCGCUGAGCUUCACAAUCAGAUCCUGCAAUAUGCAUGGACUGGUGCCGGUUAUAUUUCUCCGCUCCCAUCCACAACAUGGUGGGAAGAGUACUCCCCAGUCAACCUCGACUCACGCUUAACUCCUAAACUCGCUCAGUUCCUUCGUUCGGCUAGAUCCAUUCCAUCAAGGGGAUGGUCAGAUAAGGAUCCUGGUAUUCACUUUUUCUACUUUCUGAGUGGGCUACAAAACAGCGACCAUUUACUCCAGUUUCCCCUACUCGACGGCGAGGGUGACCGAUUUGUGUAUCUAUACCAGCCGACGGGCUGUUACACAUGUGACGAAGAAGUUGGCAUAGUAUUCGACCAAAAUACAGAACUAGCUGCCUAUAUCCCUCACUGGGAGUUUAGUGGAGAUGUUAUCGGCAAUCCAGGCUCAUGGAUGCCACUCCAGCAGAUACUCGGGGGUUAUAUAGAGAUGAUUGAAGAGGGGAAGGUGAAGACAUCCACGGAGAUAAAGCAGGCUUUUUCCCAAUUUUUCCCAUGGGAGUAUUGUCAAUAUACGCAGCGGGAUAUCGAUAAGUCAAUCGCUGCUUUCACUCGCCUCCUCGACGCAAUUGAAACUCGACUCCCGGUUCAAUCCUACGCAGUUGAAACUCGAACCCCCGAGUCGGUAUUUAAUGAAGCUUUUGUUCCCAACAACUCUUUCAUCAGGUCAUUUCUCUCCGCGCUUCCUCCGCGCCAGAUUCAUUUCCGCUACAUUGCUCCGGGAAUUUGGAUACAGUCUGCUGCUGAAUUGAAACACCAGUCCUAUGCAGCCUAUCGUGCUGGAGCUCAAAGUGGGCCGGACGACGAUGAAGAUGAUAGUGAUGACGAAGAAAUGCCAUUUCUCCUAUUCCGAGCAGAUGGAUCCAAUCUAUCACCCUGGGGCCGGCCUUUCGACAAUAUUGAUAUCCCUGCUGGUUUAUACACAGAAGAAAUCAACAAAAGCAGAGUACAGGACUUCGGAAAUAUGUCUAGGCCGCUUCUUCCCUUUGGCGUCGGGUCUAGAGGAUACGCCCGAGAUAGUUCUGGGAGGCAGAUUGGAUUAUAUGCCAGUCCGACACCUAUAGAUUAUCCUCAUGAACUUUAUCAAGUCUGUGGUUGGAAUGGGAUCCUAGAAACUCAUGGUGUUCAGCUGCACAAGGUGCUGUUGAACUGGGCGGAGAGGGUUGAAAUGGGAGAUUGGGAAUUGGAUGAGAAUGGGGUUGCUGGUGGGAUUGAGAAGUUCAAGGACGCUGAUACGCCUGGUAAUUGGGAGAAGUAUCAGAUCCCGCUGUCUUGGUGA
Molecule: messenger RNA, 1335 nt
Organism: Penicillium samsonianum
Lineage: Eukaryota; Fungi; Ascomycota; Eurotiomycetes; Eurotiales; Aspergillaceae
Exons: 3
Coding region: 1-1335 (444 amino acids)
Source: RefSeq, a predicted model, not a curated record